Molecule: messenger RNA, 590 nt
Organism: Nycticebus coucang (slow loris)
Lineage: Eukaryota; Metazoa; Chordata; Mammalia; Primates; Lorisidae
Gene: PDE6H
Product: phosphodiesterase 6H
Exons: 3
Coding region: 1-252 (83 amino acids)
Biological process (GO): positive regulation of epidermal growth factor receptor signaling pathway; visual perception; positive regulation of G protein-coupled receptor signaling pathway
Cellular component (GO): photoreceptor outer segment membrane
Molecular function (GO): cGMP binding; 3',5'-cyclic-nucleotide phosphodiesterase activity
Source: RefSeq, a predicted model, not a curated record
AUGAGUGACGGCACUACUUUGGUUCCUCCAGCUUCAAACCAGGGUCCUACCACCCCACGCAAAGGCCCCCCCAAGUUCAAGCAGAGGCAGACUCGACAAUUCAAGAGUAAACCUCCCAAGAAAGGUGUGAAAGGAUUUGGCGAUGACAUUCCAGGCAUGGAGGGGCUAGGAACAGAUAUCACCGUGAUUUGUCCCUGGGAGGCAUUUAGCCACCUGGAAUUGCACGAGCUCGCUCAGUUUGGGAUUAUCUAAAGCACCAGAAAUUCUGCCACUCUUAACAGCCUCUGUCGUUACUUUGAUUACUUUUGCCCUAUUGAUCUGCCAGAGUUUGGAAAAUUCUGCUGUUCAGAAGUGGUUCAUUUGGCAUGCAAGGUCAUUUCCCAUCAGUUACUACUAAGAAUCAAUCUUUCUUGCAGUAUAGUUCAGCUCAGAAGGGUGGAUGAAAAUGUCCUUUUGUCAGAGCAUUUCAAACUAUGCCACCUUUUCCUAUUAGCUGGUUAGAAGUCAGUGAUUUUCUCUAGGUUUUAUUUAUGUAUAAGUCCUCCUAAUCUAUUUUUGCUAGGCAUUCAUUAUGAUUAGCAGCCUUUUAA